AUGCCUACGUCUGAGGAGAGCGAGAUGGAGUCCGCCUCUCCAUUCAACAAUGGAAAUCUCGGCACCUUCCCAGAUACCUCCAGAGUCCUCGACCUGCAGCGAUCGUUCGAAAUAUUAGAUAGCGUCACGAACGUCGCUGGAUCCCGGCUUGUGUUCCUCGGGACCCUAGCACUGCUGCUAGUAUGGACGAUCUUCGGCAUCGUGCUCGGCGCAACAGACGUCUGGCAAAUCGUCAUGCAAAACGCAUCCUCGAUCCAAUGCUACGUCUCCGAUACGCUGCUGAUGCGACAACAAGCAAACGCAACGCAUUCGUUCCUCGUCUCGAUUGCGGAGAUGAGGUCACGUUCCGCCAGCUGUCUUCGGAUAGUUCGCUCGCUGUCGCCUUCCCAAUUGCAGGAACUCAAGGAUUUGCAAACAUCCAAGUUCAAGAAGUCUUCUUCGCUUCUCACCCGUGAUCAAAACAGGAAAGAAGGGAAGGCCAAUCUUUUCGAUAGAGCAUGUGAUGCCGUAGCCCUCGCAACUGGUUCCCUCCCCGCCCUUACCGUCUACUUGGUCGGUGUCUUCGUGUGGCUGGGUCUCGGGCCACUCUUCAAAUGGGGCAACAUCUGGCAGCUCUACAUCAACACUGCCGUCGCCGUGGAACUAACCUUUACCUCCAUGUUUCUGCAAAACGUGCGGCGGCGGCACUCUGACACCCUUUCCCGCACUUUAUCCUCGAUCCGCACUCUCGACUCAUCUCUCGAGCUUAGGCUGCGAGAAAUAACCUGUGACACGGCCCCCAAUCCCAAAAUCGUGAUUGCACCACCGGAAACGACAAAGACAGAGAGGCUUAUUGACGUCUACGCCUACAUCGUAGGCUCAGGCGUCGGCGUCGCAUUCACGACGGUGGUGGUUAUUACGUGGCUAGGACUGGGUCAUAUGUUGAAGUGGAAUUCGAGCUGGUGGCUAAUUAUCGGUACUUACACUGGCCUUGUGGGCUUCAUUGAUGGGUUCGUUCUUCGGAACGUCUAUUAUAGACAAUCUGCCAUCCUGGAAGGGCAUCUUCAAGCCUUGGUCGCUGCUGAUCAGGAGGUGUUUACUUUUCUUGGUCUGCCGUUUUGUUUUGGCGGUGGUGAGGAAGAGGGUGAGAGGAAGAAGAGCCUGGGGUUAAGGAUUUCAGAGGGAAUGAUAUAUAUCUGCGCGAUGCCAUCUGCGGUUAUUGGAUCUUUAGGUGUGGUGCUGUCUUUGAUUGCUAUCGCUACUGGAUUGCGGUGGAGUGAGACAGGGCAGUUACUAUGUAAUACGCCGACUAUGAUUGUUGAGGGCUUCCUAUUGCUUGUGUUGUUUCAAGCGCAUAAUUUGGGCAAUAUCAAAAGGAGAGGGCAGACGAACUCGGCCACGGGAAGCUCCUUGUCGGAGCUGCCAUUCUUGUCGGAGCUCAAGAAUGGCACCUUGACAAAGGCUCUUUGGGGACUCAAGGGCGAAAUUCCCGAGGCUACAGCGGUGAGUGACUUCGAUCUCAUUCCUCUACACAAUACCCCCUUAAUUUUACUCCAACGGCAGCGUAUGAUGAUAGCAUCCCACGGUCAGUAUAUGCUACGGGACAUUGAUUGUGACUCGUGA
Molecule: messenger RNA, 1602 nt
Organism: Hyaloscypha bicolor E
Lineage: Eukaryota; Fungi; Ascomycota; Leotiomycetes; Helotiales; Hyaloscyphaceae
Product: Low affinity iron permease
Exons: 3
Coding region: 1-1602 (533 amino acids)
Biological process (GO): transmembrane transport
Source: RefSeq, a predicted model, not a curated record